AUGCCGGAAUCACAUCCACAGAAGCUCAACAAUUUUCUGGAGCACUGGAGGCAGCUCCAGACGGCUGUCUUUGAGAUGGGUCCUCAUGCAAGAAUGAUCAAUCAAGUUUCAGAUGUAUUGGAAGAAAAUUCAAACUACAAAGCAGAGCUUCAAGACGCAAAUGAAGAGUUAAAGAAAUUAAGAAAAGAGGAGAAACGGCUCAACCUUGUCAUGAAGGGGAUGUCAAAGCAAUUUGGAGCGGAACUCGUUGAUUUCAAAGAGAUGCAUAAAUCCAGGCUCCAUCAGAUGAACACAGUCUUAGAGGAAGCCAAAGAAGAAGUGACUACCAGUCGUUCAAAGUUCAAUGUAUCAGAUCAGAAAUGUGCAUCGUUGGAAAAGGACCUGGAAUCACAGAGGCGGCUAUUUUCUGCAAAGACAGCCGAGCAUGAGAGACUCAUAUCAAGUCUUGGUCUUAUGGAAUUGAGUGGCCAUUUCCCAGACAAACUAGAUCAGCUUGCGAUGAGGAUCUACUCUGUUGCAGAAGCAACGAUCUUGGAACAUUCCAAUCACCAUUUUGUAGAGGAAAAUCAGGACAAACUUUUCAGACAGCUAGUUAACUCGGACUUCAUAAACUCCGAGAGACCCAUCCCUAUCUCAGGUAGCAUAGCAUCUCGGUAUCUCCGUAUUGCGACCAUGCAGGCCAUUAUUGCAGACGAAAUAUCUACGAGUGUCUUUUUGUCGGUGCCAAGCUAUACCAAAUGGUUCAAGCCAAUGUCACCGAGGCUUAAUUGGGACAAAUUGGCGGCAGAUCAACCUCUUCAAGAAGCUGCCCUGAGAUCGGUGUCUUCUAUGAUCUAUCUCCAAGACGAACAAGAAAUUGAGGCAGCACAGAUUACCAGCAUCUGCGAUCGUAUUUCUCGAAAAUGCCGACCGCUACUCGCAGAUAUCAAAACUUUCGACGAAAAGCUACGGUUCUUACUAGAAGAGGCAUCUGACAUAUGGAGAGAAGCCCAAAGAAGCACCCGCAGAAUCGGCGUACAUACGGAUGCUAAUGUCUGCGCGGAAUUCCCUGCCUUCGAUAUCGAUGAGGCGAUUUCGAUUCCUGGUGAAGUCGACACCGGCAGAUUGGAAAGAUCGAUUAUUGUCUUCCCCGGCAUCUCAGUUGUCGCCACUUCAGAGAUUAUUCACCAUGGAUAUGCCCUACCCACUUCCAAUCCUUUGUACCAGUCAGGGGCUGUUGAGGCUGAAUGCCAAGUUGAAAGAGCAAGAAGAAGAGGUUAA
Penicillium cosmopolitanum is the source of this 1260-nucleotide messenger RNA. RefSeq lists its product as uncharacterized. The coding region runs from base 1 to 1260 and encodes 419 amino acids. Lineage: Eukaryota; Fungi; Ascomycota; Eurotiomycetes; Eurotiales; Aspergillaceae. The record is from RefSeq and is a predicted model, not a curated record. The transcript has 3 exons.